Molecule: messenger RNA, 5752 nt
Organism: Cheilinus undulatus (humphead wrasse)
Lineage: Eukaryota; Metazoa; Chordata; Actinopteri; Labriformes; Labridae
Gene: tlcd4b
Product: TLC domain containing 4b
Exons: 7
Coding region: 318-1130 (270 amino acids)
Biological process (GO): lipid homeostasis
Cellular component (GO): endoplasmic reticulum; membrane
Source: RefSeq, a predicted model, not a curated record
GUCAACGCCAAAAUAAAACGAGUAAAAGAACUUUUCAACUAGACCACUAAGUAGAAGUAAUUGUGUAUCGGGAAAGAAAACUAUGUAGAACGAUUUUCUUCCUGACUGUACAGGUUUUUGGUAAACGACAUUGUUUGUGAAGCAGAGCAGCCUUUCUCUCUCUUUCUUUCCUGGGGUCGAACACAACCAGAGCAGCGGGCUGUAUCACUUUAGCCGACUUGCUAGCUAACGUCAAGUUGUAAGAAAGUGGAGAAGACGGCUGCUAAACGGGAGCUUAUCCGCCUACAUAGACCUAUGCGACGGACAGAAGGUGAGUGAUGGAAACAAGAGAGUUGACCGUGGUAGCUGGCAGCUUUGUGGGUUUCCAGGCUCUCUUUUCAGUGGCCAGCCCGCUGCUCUCCUCUGCCAUCACACCAGGUUAUGGACGACUGCCUCCCACCAAGCUCACAGAGUGGAACUCCAGGUUGGUGUCAACGGUGCACGCCUUGAUUGUGGGAUUGUUCUGUCUGUACAUCCUGAGGUUCGAUGAUGCAGUCAAUGCAAACCCUGUCUGGGGUGACCCCAACCUUGUCAAGCUAAAUGUAGCCAUAACCUGUGGUUACCUCCUUUACGACCUUGUGCUGCUUGCAUGUAACUGGAGCACCAUGGGAGACAGCUUUUUUGUCUGUCACCACUUGGCGGCACUCUAUGCAUAUGGAUAUGUGCUGACACGUGGUGUGCUUCCUUACUUUGCCAAUUUUCGUCUAAUUUCAGAGCUGUCCACGCCAUUUGUAAAUCAAAGGUGGUUCUUUGAGGCGUUAAAGUAUCCCCGCUCACACCGGCUUGUGGUGAUAAACGGCGUUGCCAUGGCAGUGGUGUUCUUCCUGGUUCGCAUUGCUGUCAUGCCAUCUUACUGGGCCAGUGUAUUUGCCACCUUUGGCACCCCAGACUUUGAGCGGCUAGGCUUGGGUGCCCAGGUGGCAUGGAUCACCUCCUGCAUAGCCCUGGAUAUCUUGAACACUGUCUGGAUGUAUAAGAUCACCCGUGGGUGUUACAAGGUUCUGACAGGAGGAAAAGGAAGAAAGAGCAAAGAGGAAGCGGCAGCAGCAUCUCUCUCUGAUAAGAAGCAUGUCAACAACCACACAGACUAAAGAGAUGCAGGGCAGAGGACAUAGACAGGGAGGGAGGCUGGACAUCCAGGAACCAACAGCCCUCUUUCUUUUGCUGUAGCCCCAGAAUCCCUCACACCUCCACCCACAAGUCCCCAAUCCAAUCCUCCGUGAUCCUUGUGUCAACUAGUGCAUCAGGCAAAGAGCCAAUGGCCUCUGUGCCUGAAACGGGAUAAGGACACUGCUCUUGGCUCACUUCAGCACCAGCCUUUGCAGCCUCAGUGUUUUCACUGACAAAUUAAAGCAUUCUGAUGGGUGAUGGCUUUCGGCUGCAGACAACUAGGUAAAGCUCACAAGCACACUUCAACCCUGUCUGUCACCUGCCUCUCCUCCCUACCACCAUUCCCCACUCAUUCCCUCUCAUGCUCAACUUCAGCCAAAGCCCAACCCUGUGAAGUGCCUGUGAGAGACAUGGAGGCAAUAAUUAUGGAGGAACAGGACCACAAAGUCCAUCAGAGCUCACCCCCUACAGAACACAACCAUUUCCUUCUCACUGAUAUUUUUUGAUUGGCCAGAGGCUUCUUCUUCUCUUGUUUAUGCUCAGUUCACACUUGAGGAGAUGUGGCCUACUAAGUGAAGAACUCUUACAACAGACCCAGACAGUGUUUGAGAAUCUAUAGGGCUCUUGACUAAAACUCAUCAGACCUCACUAAAAGAGACAGAAAAAACACCUUAAUGCCUCUUUUACAGUUUCACCUGCUGUGGCCUCCUUGUGACAAGUGGCAUCUGCCUAGAUCACCAGCCAUGCCCCUCCAACCUUCUUAUUAUCUGGAUUAUAUAUCAAAACAGAGUAUGCAUGCAGGAGGAAGAGAGAUACUCUCCAACAACCUUAGCUUCUCUAAAGACAAUUUUGCCUUUUCAGUAUUCAUUGUGUUUGGAUUACUGCGCUGCACUUUGUGCUUGUUAUCCAUUUUUUACACUGCUCAAAGUUCUGUGCAUCUACAGAAACAUCUUUAAUUCACUUUACAUCCAUUGGUACCGUCUGCCUCACCUUAGUAGGGCUUGACCAUCCAUCCUGAACCUUUGCUUUUGUUCUACCUCUCUUUCCAUCUCAGAAAGACUUCAUGAGCCCUCGUAAGUCAUCCUUUUUUCUGUUUAGAUUUAUUUUAAACUUUAAAAUGUUAUCUUUUGUUAUUCCUUCUUAUUCAGAGGAAUUUUAUUUCUCCUUUUCCCUUCUAUCAUCCCCAGAGAUUGUCCCAGCAAAUGCAGAACAAUUGAACAGCAUCCUUUUUUCACAAUUAAAUGUGUCCAGUGUACAACAACCCCGUAGGCCUUUAUAACCCUUUUAGCUCCUCUUUCCUCAUUGACUGACAAACUAUUUAAGGAAAGGGGCAUGAUAAUCUUCACACAUGCAACAAAGUUUUCUGCUCCCUCUCCUAUAGUUUUCAGUUGCAGAAAUGUGAAAAACCAAACACUGUAUUUGGUGCCCUUUUAAACACCCACAUGGUGCUCUUCCUUUUGCAGAAUGAUAGCAACAGGACAGCUAGCAAUACAGUAUUUUUUAUGAAAAUAUAAUUUGAAUGUACCUAUGUCAGAAAUUGGUGGUCACUGUCAAAAGCAAUGGGGCAGUCUGCAUGUUAUUAGUUUCCUGUAUAAACUAUAUUAUUACAUAGAGCAUGGUAAGAUCGACAUACUUCUGUGAAUAGUCAAGGAAGAUGAAUUACAUCUUAAUAUCUACUGCAUUUAAUCCAAUGCAAAACAGGGAUUUGCCUUCCAAAGCAGUUACUGUUUUUUCACUCAGAGCAUACUUAGUGCAUGUAUUUUUGAUUCCUUUUCCCUUUUCCUGCAUGUCUAUACUGCAUAAACACAUACAGGAGCUAAGCAGAUACCCGCUGCAUACUGUAUGGACAACCCACUGAACAUAACCACAUUGUUUGUGUGCCAGCUGGCAUAACCUGGUGUCACAAAUUCAUGAAUUCUUCUUGUUAUUCAGUCAGCUGUCACCAGACACCAAUGACUACAUAGCUGAUGUCUUGACAGACAGAGAUACAAGAGGAUGUUUUAAAUUUGGCUCUUGCCAAAGAAAACAUUUGUGAUGAACAAGCUGUGAUGUUUACAUCUUUUUUUUUUUUUUGUUUUUUUUGUUUUUUGUUGUUUUUUUUUUUACUUUCAGGAGUACUCCAUCAAUAUAGCAUUAAAAUUAUCAAACAUUGUUAGACUUGGAAUAUGAUGUUUUUUGAGGGUUUAGAUCAGUAUAGCUGAGCCAGACAUUUUUAGGCCAGGGAUCCAUCCAUGUAGUCCACAAAUGUAAUGCAAAUGUGAAGAGUAAGAACCAGCAUAUACACCUGCAGUGGCUAAUUCUUUAUUUUCUGUAUCUUUCUUCUUAAAAACUUGUUUCUUCCACUCGAAGCUCAUGCAAUUUUGCACUGCCUAAAGUUUGCUGGAGUUCUACUCAGCAAGAAUGUUUUGAAGUGAAGCAAAACACAAUUCUCAAACUAUAUCAAACUACCUUUUUCUGCCACUGGUUUGCAUUGGUGCACUAGCUUACUAGUUUAAGCCUGCUGAACAGUAAAAUCCUGUACUACAGAGCAUGGACAAAGUGUGCUCAAAUAGGCAAGUAGGUAAUUUAGCAAAAUGUUAAAACAACAACAAAUUUACCAAAAAGAUUAUGUGUUUCAGAAAUAAAUUGCCUACAUAGCAUACUACACUUGUAUGGAUUGCCUUUUCAUACCAUACAUUCUUUUUCCAUAUAUUAAAUGCCUAGAUUACCUAUCUCAACUUCUUACAAUUCAAUUUAGGUUGGAGUGUGUCAGUGGAUAGAGUAGCAGCUAAUCUAGCUUGUCUUUCCACUUCUUCACCUCAAAAUGUUUUCUCUGAAAAGUUUUGACACUCAACAGCAGUGUCAGAGACUUGUCACAAUUUGCACAACUGUCUCUGGAGCAGGAGAAAGGUCUAUUACUUUUUUAAACUAGUAGUUAGCACUCUCCAAGACAUUUAUUGGGACAUGUAAAUAUCGGUGGUCUCUUAUAAGUCUUGUUAUCUUUAGUUUAUAGCUUGUUAUAAUAGUCUGAGAAUGUCUGGUGGUGUUUUCACUGUGGAACUCUAAAGCACACUCCCUGUGGAGCAAUAACUCAGCGAUCUCCUGUAUUUCUGUCUGUCACCACAGAGGAGGGGCUACAUAUCUUGUGCCUUUAGUGGAUGCGAUGCAGCCAGAUUUUGGAUUAGCAUGAACUUUAUGAUGUAAUAUCCAGCAGUUAUCUCCUCUGUAUUCCACAUGCGUACUGUCUGUAUAUAUUUUUGUAAUUUGCUUGCACAAUGAUUAUUCCAGCCAAGUAUUAUUAUCCAAAGCUGAUCCCUCUUGGGGAGCCUAUUUUGUGUUGAAUUUUGUGCUCUUCUGAAUGAAUACAGGGGCAUGUUCUCAUGAGUGUUGUGAUGGGAUAUUUAGUGGCAUUAAGAGGAGCUGUUAGUGUCAAAGAUAAUCAGAAUAGAAAUCAAACUGUACUUUUGGCACAAGCUCUUUAAAGACACUGUUAGUAAAAAGGAAACGAACAUCUCAUUUCUCUGCCUUCCCAAACACAAAGCUGUGAAUAGCUGUCGGAAAAACUGUCACACCACAAGUCUAAGUCUGAGAAGAUGAGAACUAGAAUGGACGGUGGAAGAUUUUUUGAUAGUGGCUGAAUAUUGAUGCUGGUACCCUUGCAGUAGCAAAUUCUUUGCUUUUAGUGACACUUCUCUCUGAUGCAGGUCUCCUGUGCACAGUAGAAAUUCUAAGAGUGAUGGUAUGUUGUCUGGUUGUUUAUGGUCUGGAAGUACUGAGAGAUUUUGUAUUUAUCAGGGAUUUCUAACGAAUUUAUUCCACCGCCUGGUAUUUAUGCAGUAUCUCCCACACUGCAGCUGAAAAUUAACAAACUGAAUUUAAACUUAGGGAACUCGAUAAGGCUGCUUUUGUAAGGCCGUGACCUGUAUUGUCAGGCAAGAGCAACCACAUUGCCUUUGUCUUUGGGGAUGCCAAUGUUCAUCGUAAAUUAUAAGGAAUAUAUUUUAAUAUAAGUAUCACAAAGGUAUUUACAGGUGAGUAUAUAUCUGUGAUCAAGUGUGGCGGCCAGAUGGACCAUUAAACCUCUGUUUAGGGGAUGUUUGAUUUGGAUUGCAGGAUGUCUUCUUUUAAGGUACAUUAAAGCAAAGCUGCACAGCAGUCUGGUACUCCGACUGUAUAUUCUGCCUGAUUUUUCAAGGUUACCUGGGGUUCUUAGCCAACUCUGAUUUCUACCCCAAUUUCAUUCUUCUGAAUUACUUGAUUUGAAGUGUAAUCCUAAUUGCACAAUGAAAAACGAUAAACUGAACAUUAAUAUAUAAUGUUUGAGAAUGACUGGAAUAUUUACAGACAAGCUAAUGAUCAAUUACCUUGCCAGUUUUUGUCUCUUCUUUGAUUUUUUUUUUCUUUUUUUUGCCAGUUUGACUUAUGUUGAUCUCUCCUUUUGUCUUCUUUUAUUUGUCUUUUAAUGCAAUGCAAUUUAUUGUCUUGAUCUAUCUUUGUUUCCUGGAGAUUUUAAUGUGAAACAAUCUACACUACACACAGACUUUAGGGUCCUUGUCUGAGCAUUACAAUGUGACUUGGAUUGUUGUCAUCAACAAUGACCACUUCUAAUGAUUAUGUAACUGUA